Messenger RNA from Prorocentrum cordatum, 967 nucleotides. NCBI's taxonomy places the organism in Eukaryota, Dinophyceae, Prorocentrales, Prorocentraceae. The record is from the annotation of a GenBank genome assembly.
AGCCCUUUUGGCUCAAGCCAUUUGGGGUCAAGCCGCGUUGGGUCAAGCUGUUUGACUUGAGGUGCUGGCUGAAGCACACACGCCGCGCGCCUCAGGAGCUGGUGACGCACGCCGAUCGCCCCAGCCUCGGCUGGGCUAACGCGCCCGGCAGGGCCGAUGGCGGCCGCGCCCGCGGCCUUGAUGGAGCGCCCGGAGCACCCGUCCCCCGCCGCGAGCGGCCAGCGAGCGAGCGCGCCCGGGGCGGCGCAGGGCGCGGCGCGGCCGUGGCCUUCCAUGCUCGGAGGCCUGUGCAGCUGGAGGGUGGUCGUGAGGAACACCUUCCUGCACGUCCAGGAUGCCGCCGCGGAGGACAUGGCCCUCCGGAGCCUGCGCACCUCGUCGUCGGCGCCUGCGUUGCUGAGCCCGUGGGCGGGCCCGGGGGUGCCGAUCGGGGAGCCGCCGUCGCCGAGAGGCGCCGAGCGGCGCACCACCGUGAUGUUCCGCAACGUGCCCUACGUGUUCACGCGUGACAUGUUCGUGGAGCUGCUGAACUCGCAGGGCUUCCGAGGACAGUUUAACCUGGUGUAUGUGCCGAUGGACUUCAAGACGAACCAGACGCGCGGCUACGCGUUUGCAAACGCGAUCUCCCAUGGGAGUGCCCUUCGCCUCUUCGGCGCGUUCGAGGGCUUCCGGGCAUGGCCUCAAAGGAGCUCGAAGGUGUGCAGCGUGUGUUGGAGCACCCGGCAGGGCCUCGACAGAAACGUCGAAGCUUACCGCAACCUCGAGGUCAUGCAGGCGAACCUCCCCGACGCCUGGAAGCCGGCCUUGUUCUCGGAGGCUGGCCAAGUGCCCUUCCCCGAGCCCACGCGGAAGGUCACGCGCAACUGCAAGAAGCUCUGCGGCACUGGCGGUGCUCCACAGAUCUGAGAGGUGCGCGGCGGAGGUGGACUUGCAACAGCGCGACCCAGGUCUGGUCCGAUGGUGGAGG